Trematosphaeria pertusa is the source of this 421-nucleotide messenger RNA. RefSeq lists its product as uncharacterized. The transcript has 4 exons. Bases 31 to 288 code for a protein of 85 amino acids. The record is from RefSeq and is a predicted model, not a curated record. Lineage: Eukaryota; Fungi; Ascomycota; Dothideomycetes; Pleosporales; Trematosphaeriaceae.
CCCGCGUGGUGCAGGAGCCAUUUCUGCGGCAUGGCUAAGUGCCACAAUUGCGAUUUUUGCCCCAAUAAUGCUGCGAAGCGCGAUGAGCUGUCUGAGCCUGCGGCAGUGGUCGCCGAGGACGAGGAAGCCCCAGAGCUCGCGGAUGUGGAAGGCCAGUGUGCAAAGGGCUGCUUUACGUCGUAUAUGGCGUGCAUGAGGCGCCCGGACGGAAACAUUAAGGUCUGUAGGGGCGCCAUGUGUCGCUCUCAGUGCCUCAAGUGCAGCUUCUGCAAGCACCCGGAUGCUUAACGGCUCCCUACUAAAUUGAAACGGCCUUGCUGGAAGGUUUCCAUCGGUUCUGCGUCGGUAGCGGGACGGAUGAGUGAGUGAAUGAAUGAAUGGGAUAGAUCUAUACGGCUGUCAUAAGCACCCUGAUAGUUCC